Messenger RNA from Fusarium venenatum, 231 nucleotides. NCBI's taxonomy places the organism in Eukaryota, Fungi, Ascomycota, Sordariomycetes, Hypocreales, Nectriaceae. The record is from RefSeq and is a predicted model, not a curated record.
AUGGCGUUUCUGUGGAACGUACCCUAUGUCGGGCCAAACAAAUUCGACUGCCUUCGUGCGCCGGAUGCUUUCACCGUCAAAGUCCUGGGUGGGUGGGAAAUUCAGGCUGUCGUUGUCUUCAAACAAGCUCGAAUGACAGAUUCUAGGUUGGAUGGUGGUGUGUUCGCAGCUGUCAUCAUGUAUCCCCUAGAGUGCGCUAAGGCUCCAGGAGGUGGGUUCCCCCAAAGUUAG